AUGGGUUUUAAUAGUAAACACUAUCCCAAACAUCUCAACAUCACAACAUCUCAACAUCCCAACAUCCCGACUUCUCAACAACUCAACAACUCAACAUCUCAACAUCCCAACAUCUCAAUAUCUCAACAUCUCAAUAUCUCAACAUCUCAACAUCCCAACAUCUCAAUAUCUCAACAUCUCAAUAUCUCAACAUCUCGACACCCCAAUAUCCCAACAUCUCAAUAUCUCAACAUCUCAACAUCCCAACAUCUCAAUAUCUCAACAUCUCAACAUCCCAACAUCUCAAUAUCUCAAUAUCUCAACAUCUCAAUAUCUCAACAUCCCAAUAUCUCAACAUCUCAACAUCUCAACAUCCCAACAUCUCAACAUCUCAAUAUCUCAACAUCUCAAUAUCUCAACAUCUCGACACCCCAAUAUCCCAACAUCUCAAUAUCUCAACAUCUCAACAUCCCAACAUCUCAAUAUCUCAACAUCUCAACAUCCCAACAUCUCAAUAUCUCAACAUCUCAAUAUCUCAACAUCUCAACAUCCCAAUAUCCCAACAUCUCAAUAUCUCAACAUCUCAAUAUCUCAACAUCUCGACAUCCCAAAAUCCCAAAAUCUCAACAUCCCAAUAUCCCAAAAUCCCAAAAUCUCAACAUCUCAACAUCCCAACAUCUCGACAUCCCAACAUCCCAACAUCUCAAAAUCACAUCACAACAUCUCAACGUCACAACAUAUCUGCCUGCAAAGUACAACCAUAACAGAAAGUACAGAUAUGGAAUGACAUACUAUGGGUCUGGUAUCCCAUGA
Molecule: messenger RNA, 792 nt
Organism: Biomphalaria glabrata
Lineage: Eukaryota; Metazoa; Mollusca; Gastropoda; Planorbidae
Product: transcription factor mef2A-like
Exons: 2
Coding region: 1-792 (263 amino acids)
Source: RefSeq, a predicted model, not a curated record